AUGCAGACCCGAUAUCCAUACUUUGAAAAAGCACCAUCUGGAUGGAAAAACUCGGUUCGGCAUACAUUGUCGCUCAUGACCUGUUUUGAGAAGGUGCCGCGCCUAUUAACAGAGCCAGGGAAAGGCUCCUAUUGGAUAGUCAACGAUUCAAUGCCCCAUGCAAAGCCAUCCCGCGUGCGUGUCCGGAAACGUAAGGCACGCCCGAAUGAUGAUAAUAUUUUUCCCGGGACUCCUAGAACCGUACCCGACACGUUCCAGUCGGAGUUUCCAGAUACUGAGAGUUCAGGUGACUCAGAAAAUCGUCGGGGCUCAAUCGUUUAUGGUCACACUGGAAGUCCAGGAUGUCGCCUCCCUUCUUACGUUGAAGGGAACAUGUAUGAUCGGCUCUCUAACUAUAGCCAUGAUAUGGGUGAGGUUUCGCGUCCCUGUUACUACGAUGGAGGCAAAUCUUGUGGCGAGACGGAUCAUUCGCACGCAGCCCAUGAAAGCGGGCAAUUGGAACCCGAACACUGUCACGUAUAUCACCCAGGCAAUCAUCAACCAUCCUAUGGGCCACAGCAAACUGAGGAACAUAACGAGCCCCCCACUGUUGCAAAAGAAACAGCGUUGUCCAGGCCUGUUGAUUAUCGAUCAGUAUUGAUAUCAGAGCUCGAAAGGCUGCGAGAUGUAAUUGGCACAAGAGAUGACAUUGACAACGAAUGGUGUCGGUCGAUGGUGGACCGUCUCAAGGACACCGGACUACUUUAG
Molecule: messenger RNA, 747 nt
Organism: Rhizoctonia solani
Lineage: Eukaryota; Fungi; Basidiomycota; Agaricomycetes; Cantharellales; Ceratobasidiaceae
Product: Forkhead domain
Exons: 3
Coding region: 1-747 (248 amino acids)
Biological process (GO): regulation of transcription by RNA polymerase II
Cellular component (GO): nucleus
Molecular function (GO): RNA polymerase II cis-regulatory region sequence-specific DNA binding; DNA-binding transcription factor activity, RNA polymerase II-specific
Source: RefSeq, a predicted model, not a curated record